Parnassius mnemosyne (clouded apollo) is the source of this 762-nucleotide messenger RNA. The record is from the annotation of a GenBank genome assembly. NCBI's taxonomy places the organism in Eukaryota, Metazoa, Arthropoda, Insecta, Lepidoptera, Papilionidae.
AUGCAAGAGCUAGACGAAGAAUUACCCUCCGUAACUACAAGAAAAGAACACCGUACAGCCUCACUUAUUCCAGAAUUUGACCCCGAUAGUGAAGUAUGUAGUACCGCAACAGCGUGGCUCAAAAAAAUAGAUCAACUAGGCGAAAUUCACGGCUGGAGCGGAACUACAAAGUCGUUUUACUUGCAGCAUAGACUAAGAGGUCAAGCCAGACGAUGGUACAAUCGGCUUGAUGAGUACAAUUAUUCCUGGCAAGAAUGGAAGCAGAUGCUGACGCGUGCUUUUCCCAAACAUCACGAUUUCGGGAACAUGUUAGAAGAGAUGAUGAGCAAAAAGAAACUACCAACGGAAUCGAUAGCGAAAUACUACCAAGACAAAGUGGCCAUGUGCUUCCGGUGUAAGUUGUCUGACAGCGCAACAGUCUCCUGCAUCAUUCGUGGUCUACCAUCAUCACUUCAAGUGAAUGCGAGAGCAUUUCAGUGCGAGCAUGCCGAAGAAUUAUAUGAAGGGUUUCUCUGUGCGCUGGAUGAUUAUCAACCGCCGUCAACGUCAAUUAGAACACGUGUGCAAAAUAAAGAUGCUUACGAUCGACAGGUAAUUGAUAAAAAAUACACGCCUAUUAACCCUGACAUUGACCCGUGUCCGCGCUGUAAGAAGACCGGCCACAUAUUACGUAACUGCCCAUAUCCAGAUUCACGAACAUGCUUUAAAUGUGCACAUUGCUACGCGCUGCGGAAUCACUCCGAAACCUUCGCCACUGGCUGA